Molecule: messenger RNA, 2281 nt
Organism: Cydia pomonella (codling moth)
Lineage: Eukaryota; Metazoa; Arthropoda; Insecta; Lepidoptera; Tortricidae
Exons: 7
Coding region: 1-2070 (689 amino acids)
Biological process (GO): proteolysis
Molecular function (GO): serine-type endopeptidase activity
Source: RefSeq, a predicted model, not a curated record
AUGUCAUCACCUUUCGUUUAUGAUGUUCACCAAAAACUUUUGAGUCAGGAAUUAAAAACAGAUAUUGAUAAAGAACCAGCUGAAGUAUGGACUAAAGAAAGCUAUUUCACUAGUCUGACUCCUGUAGAAAAUGCGGGCAGUAAAGAAGAAACCAUACCGACAUUAACCGACAUCACAUAUAACGAUAAUACUUUAGUUUUAACGACAGCGAUAAACGUAUUCCGUAAAGAAAUGGCGACUUCAGAUUUAAAUAUAACACAAAAAGAUAUUACCAAUGACUUUAUGAAUAGACCUAUAAGUAAGGCUAAAUUUAUUAAGAAGAAACACCGAGUUAUUGAGCGUUAUCCGAAAUCUGAAGAUAAUUAUCAGGGUAGGGAUUUUACAAGAAGCGAAUCAGAUUCACGAGAAAUAAGUUCCGAGGAAAAACAUUAUAGGGUACACACUCCCGCUCGACGCAUCUUCCGCGGGCACAAAACGAAGAUCAAGCAUUUUCCUUUUUUGGUGACCGUUCAUGUCCUCGGCCGGUUCGUGUGUGGCGGCACGAUUAUCAAAUCGGACCUAGUCAUAACCGCAGCCCAUUGUUUGAAAAGAUUAGGAGGGUUUUGUCGCUCUAGCCUUAUACUGAACCACUCAUCUAACUUUGAAUGCAGGUGGCAGGAAUGGGUGCAUCGCACCAGUACUACACUAGAAACAACAACUUAUGAGACCACUACCGAUGAGACCACGACCGAUACAAUCACAACUGAUGUGAUCUCAAUCGAUGACAUCGUAAAUGAUGUAUUCGGUAUCGAUGUAAUCGCAACUGGUACCGACGGAGCCGAAUUUAAGUCAAUCAAUACAAUCACUGAUGGAACUGAAACUACCCCCACCGAGACCGAAACGACUGAUACUACAAUAAUUACUCAGCAGAUUAGCUCCGAAGACUCCGGAAAAAGCUCGAGUUACGAAACGAUACCACCGAAGACAGUCAUCACGGAAGAAACUUCUAAACCUCCCACUUUCGGUGUCCUCUCUGUGCGCAUCGGCACAAACUAUUACAGAUUAGAGGGGAAGGUGGUCCAGGUGGUAAAUGUUUAUUUUCAUCCUUCAUACGAUGAGAACAACUUGCAAGACAACCUGGUCAUCAUGAGACUGGAAAGACACCUCAAUUUCAAACGAAGGAGAGUACGCAAGAUAGAGAUCAGUACAGACGCAUCUGAUGUGCCAGAGGGUACUGAAGUUACUCUUGCUGGUUGGGGUGCUAAGACUUACCACAACAAAGUCUUUAACGCUUUAUGGAAUUUGAUCCACAAGGCUGUCUUGACAGUCAGUCCUCGGGAUGAGUGCGUAGAUACAUAUACUGAGAACUUCGUGACAGCGACAAAUUUUUGUGCGCUAAAUGAACAUCACGAGGGAGCUUGCAAUCGCGAUGCCGGUAAUCCUGCGGUGGUGGAUGGCCUGCUAGUGGGUGUUGUCAGUUUUGGCCCCCCUAACUGCGGGCAAUGGGACGCACCUACAGUCUUCACCAACGUUGGCUACUACGCAGACUGGAUUGAAGAGAUCAUGCACAUGGAUCUGAAAUCAUCAUCAAUAUCAUCAUCAUCGUCGGAUGAAAAUGAAAACCGAAAAAAGCCAACACCAGAAACGACCACCAAGUGUGCUGGUUGGACAAAAGCUACCACAACCCCAGAACUCUCGGAAUUCGAUACACCUGUAUACUAUGAUGGUAAUAUUUACAAAGAUGAAAAAGGUUGGACAACGAAAGCUACCACAACUACAGAACUCUCGGGAUUCGAUACACCUGUAUACUAUGAUGGUAAUAUUUACAAAGAUAAAAAAGAACAGUAUAAUUUUCCUACGAGAGCGUAUGAAGACGUUAAAUUAAGAAGGAGGUUUAGUGUAGUAGUCAAAGAGAAACAUAGUACAUCGAUAGUCCCAUUGGACAAUGCUCUUCCGAAAAUAUCUACGUUAAGUGAAUCUGGUGCAACCAUCGAAAAAAUAUUCUUAUUAACGCCUAACACACCUAGAAUUCGCAAUGAUUUAGAUCACACAGUUCCAAUAUUUCCAUACAUUUUCGAACGAUUUUCGUAAUUGUUCGAAGAGUUAAGCAAAUUAGACCUAAGAUUAGUAACGGUUUCUAAAAUUUUACGUACUACGAUAAAAUUUACAAAAUGGAAGAUAGUUUGAAAUGAUGACGACAAUAAAGCUGAAAUUGAAUUCAAUAUGUGUGUAAAUUAUAUUCCCGAAAAACCAAAUAAAAAUGAUAAUUGAUUCUCGUUGUUUUCUUUAUAGGUAUGCGAUA